AUGAACCGAGCAAGGGAUCACCCAACGAAUGGACGAGCUCCAAAGAAGCGACACAUGGCUUCGAUCGUGAUAUUCCUUAGAGCAUUGAUGAGUUGCCGUCUUACGCCCAAAGACGAGCCCGAGACCGCUUCAUUGCCCGAGAAACCUUACCGAAACGUUCCCGGAGACGAAAAUACGACGAGGAAGAGAAUCGCGGUGGUUGAUGUAUCGCGUCGUGGCGAUAAUCACGAAUUUAUCAUCGAAACUAUGCGUGGGAUCAACGAUAUGGAUGAAGGUUUUUACUGGAUUAUCGUCAAGAAUCACUUGAUGUGA
Molecule: messenger RNA, 312 nt
Organism: Arabis nemorensis
Lineage: Eukaryota; Viridiplantae; Streptophyta; Magnoliopsida; Brassicales; Brassicaceae
Source: the annotation of a GenBank genome assembly